Molecule: messenger RNA, 297 nt
Organism: Plenodomus lingam JN3
Lineage: Eukaryota; Fungi; Ascomycota; Dothideomycetes; Pleosporales; Leptosphaeriaceae
Source: RefSeq, a predicted model, not a curated record
AUGUACGUGAUUUUGUACCGGACGAAACGUAUCGUCCUGGACUUUUUUGUGUAUGCUGAGUCGUGCACGUACGAUUUGUUGUAUGCAGUGGCUCUUCUCUUCCUCCUCCUCUUCCUCCUCUUCUUCCUCCUCGGCUUAAUCUCAUGCCCACUCCCAUCAUCCCCGUAUCUGGAUAAUGUGCCGUAUCCCAUCUUUGAUUCUAGACCUGGUGUCUCUAAGAGAUUCGGAGAGUUGCUUGGGCGUGACGCCGCGCUUGUACCCUUGCACCAUGAUUUCCCUAUAUGGCUCGAGAUUUAG